UGAGUGGAACUGUGAGAGGAGAAGAGAUGAAAGGAUCAGAUUUGACUCAUCAAAAAGAGAGACCCGACUCAGAGGAACCAGAGACAUCUGAACCAGUGAGACGACACCACUGUUCCCAGUGUGGAAAGAGUUUUAACCAUUUAGGAAAUCUUAAAAACCACAAGAGAACACACGCAGAGAAGUCUUACAACUGCUCUCACUGUGCAAAGAGUUUUACUCAUUUAUGUAGGCUAAAAUCGCAUGAGAGACGACACACAGGAGAUAAGCCUUACCAAUGCUCUCAGUGUGGUAAGAGAUUUUUUGAGUCAACAGAACUGAAAGUUCAUAAGAUAAUACACACAGGGGAAAAACCAUUCCAAUGCUCCCAGUGUGUAAAGACAUUUUCCCGGCCAGGGGACCUGAAAUCACAUGAGAGAAUACACACAGGGGAAAAGCCGUACCACUGUUCCCAGUGUGGAAAGAGUUUUACAAGUUUAAAAGUCUUGAAAAUGCAUGAGAGACGACACACAGGGGAAAAACCAUUCCAAUGCUCUCAGUGUGGUAAGAGAUAUGUUGCGUCAACAGAACUUAAAGUUCAUAAGAGAAUACACACAUGGGGAAAACCAUUCCAAUGCUCUCAGUGUGUAAAGACAUUUUCCCGACCAGGGGACCUGAAAUUACACGAGAGAAUACACACAGGGGAAAGGCCGUACCACUGUUCCCAGUGUGGAAAGAGUUUUACAAGGUUAAACAUCUUGAAAAUGCAUGAGAGAAUACACACAGGGGAAAAACCAUUCCAAUGCUCUCAGUGUGUAAAGACAUUUUCCCGACCAGGGGAACUGAAAUUACACGAGAGAAUACACACAGGGGAAAAGCCGUACCACUGUUCCCAGUGUGGAAAGAGUUUUACUCAGUUAGGGAGUCUGAAAAGUCAUAAGCGAAUACACUCUGGAGAGAAGCCUUAUCGCUGCUCCAAAUGUGGAAUUGCCUUUUCAGAGUCAAAAACCUUGAAAAUGCAUGAGAGAAUACACACAGGUGAGAAGCCGUACCACUGUUCCUACUGUGGAAAGAGUUUUAGACAAUCGCAACAGCUGAAACAACACGAGAGAAUACACACAGGAGAAAAGCCUUACCACUGUUCUCAGUGUGGAAUGAGUUUUAGGCUUUCAACGGGCCUCAAAGGUCAUAUGCAAAUGCACUCUGGAGAGAAGUCAAACACAUGUUCUCAUUGUGGAAAGAGUUUUCUGAGGUUAAGCACUCUGAAAUCGCAUGAGCAUAUACACACACAAAAAAAACUCCAAUGUUCCUUGUGUGGAAAGCGGUUUACCCAGUUAGAAGCCCUGAUUGUGCAUCACAGGACACACACAGGCGGGGAUAAGACCUACCACUGCUCCCAUUGUGGAAAGAGAUUUAACUGGUUAAGGCACCUGAAUAAGCAUGAAAGAAUACAUACACAGGAGGAGAAGACAUACCACUGCUCUCAGUGUGGAAAGACAUUUUCCCAGCCAGAGGACCUGAAAUCACAUGAGAGAAUAGAGAGGCUGUGUUCUGACUUGUGUUUCUGACUGAUCAUUUGUGUUUUUGUUUCAUUCCACGUGAAAUCAAAUUGUAUGAAACCAGAAAAAAAUGUUCACUUUUGUUGUUUUUUCAUUUAGAGACAUGAUCACGUCUAAUAUCAGAUUAAAUAUUUAAAACGGUCUGUUUGGUUUUGAUGAGCUUUGAUUGAUUUGAUAAGUAUAAACCCUCUGUUGUUCAUCAUAUGAUUUUCUAUUUGUUAAGAGAUUUUUUUUUCAUCAAUAAUGACUAAUUGUGUAUACAUUUCAAUCAGGACUGACUAAUCAGAAUACUAUUAUGUUACUGUAUAGAUGUAUGCAUUUUCUUUUAAUCCUAGUACUGAAUAUAAUGUG
This is a messenger RNA of Oncorhynchus mykiss (rainbow trout), 1886 nucleotides long. NCBI's taxonomy places the organism in Eukaryota, Metazoa, Chordata, Actinopteri, Salmoniformes, Salmonidae. The record is from RefSeq and is a predicted model, not a curated record.